UUGGGUAUCAAAUCUGUUCCGGCUGUUGAAACAGUGUCUCUGAGAGGGAAUCAGAUUUUAAAUAUAAAUCGAAAUGCGUUUGUGAAUAUCACCAAUUUAAAAAAUAUUGAUAUUAGCUUCAAUUGCAUACAAGAAUUGGAUGUUUUGUUGAUCAAUAAAUAUUUUGGGAAACAUUCAAUUCAAUUUGACAAUUGUAGCUCAGUGGAUAUUGAAGGAAACCAAGAAGAGAAUAAACAGUUCACUGAAUCUUACGACGAUAUGAAGAUUAUUGAAAACCAAGGCAACGCAUCAGAUCAAACAAAUGAAAUGGAGAAAAUAACAACUGAGAGUUUUCCGAUGGAAUGGAAAGUACCGUCAAUGGAAACCGAUGAUACCUCUAAGAAAUUCAUCAUUUACGCAGAGAUUAUAGGAAUUUUGCUCUUGAUUAUAGCUAUUCAAACAGUACUUAUCAUUUGGUAUAAAUGGCGCGCCAAUCCCAUUUCAAAUACAGAGACUAAUUUCGACAAUGGAGAAUACGUGGAACCUAUAAACGAAUAUGAAGAAGUCAACAAUUUUGUCAUAGAAAGAGAAUCCAAUGGAUACAUGAUCCCUCGCUCAGAUCUAUGAAGAUACAGUGGCCAAAUUUUGUAAUAAUCCGCGCAAUGUUUAAUUUAUGAUGAUCACGACGAAGUUACUAUUUUGUUUCCUGUCUAUUUAGAAUUUUAUAUAAAAUUAUCUGACAUUUAUAAUAAUAAGUUCCAUUAAUUAUAGUUUAGUCUCAAGGGCGGAUUAAGUCAUGAUCUUUAUAGACUGCAAUCCAGGACAACUCGAGGGUCCCAAACAGUGUUAGCCCAAUGCCCACAAAGUUAACUUUCCGCCCUUGCUUUGUCAGUUUCAAGUUGUCAGUUGUUUCUAUAAAUAAUCCGUUAUUUUAGAAAGUGGUUUAUCA
Nicrophorus vespilloides is the source of this 928-nucleotide messenger RNA. RefSeq lists its product as uncharacterized. The transcript is spliced from 5 exons. NCBI's taxonomy places the organism in Eukaryota, Metazoa, Arthropoda, Insecta, Coleoptera, Silphidae. Bases 259 to 606 code for a protein of 115 amino acids. The record is from RefSeq and is a predicted model, not a curated record.